ACUAACCCCUAUAGGAAGGAGCAGCAAGAAAAGAUGGCCGCCCAGGGAGAGAAAAGAGCGUGAGAAGCAAGCGAAGCUAAAGGCAAUCGCAAACGAGCAGGAGGCGAAGAUGAAGAGAUUGGAGGAGGAGAUGAAGAGAGUACAACAAGAGGAGGAAGAAAGAAGAAAAGUUGCUGAAGCAGAAGUGACAGCAAAAGAAGAGAAAGAGAGAAUGAGGAUUGAGAGUGGAGAAGGAAGCAGUGGUGGAAUGAUGAAGAGGGAGACAGAUAUUGAGAUGGAGAAAAAGAUUAGCGACUGGGUCGCUAAUUUAUCGUUGGGUGAAGAGGAGGAGGCAGCGUCCUAUGUAACUGAGGAUGAGAGGGUUGCGCUAGCCAAUGAGCUAGCAACAAUGACAGAUCCUAUGGAAAGGCGAGAAAGGGAGGAGGAGCAGAAAUUGGCAUGGAAGUUAAGGAUGAAGCGAGAGAAGAAGAGGAGGAGAGAGGAAGUGAGUAGAAUGACUGCAGAGGUAGCGAAGGUGCAAGCGUGCAGGCAGGAGGUGUUGGCCCAGCUGGAUGAUAAGGCCAAGUGGGACAAGGUACGGGGGUACCUGGAAGUGUUGAGCAAGGCCUGGAUGGAAGAGAGUCAGGCUAGCUGGAGCCAAGAUGUAGCCUCGAGUGCCAUGCGGUCAGGGUUUAGAGACUUUGCGCACGAGAUCGUCACCCACAUUGGGGGCGAAGUCAAGCAGUUGAGAGACAACGUAGGGAAGUUUUGUGAGGGCGCCAUUCAGGGUGCCAAAGCUGUAGCCGCUGUAGAGGGAGAGGCCAGACCCCGUAAGGACCCAGUGAAACUUAAGUUCCCAGAUGCGUACGGGGGAAAGAAGGAAGAAAACUUUGACARCUGGGAAGCCRGUGUCAAUAGUUAUAUUUACUUACAGCACAUCCUGAUUGAGGAACAAGUCCUCGUGGCCUUCCAGGCCCUCAAAGAUGAAGCGGCUAGUUUCGCCAGGUCUCUUGCGCGUACAGCCGGUUGUGAAAACAACCUGGUUGCAUAUUCCAAAGUCACCCCUCUUUCCCAAUUCCUCAAGCUCCUCAAGGAGCGUUUCGCUGACCCAACGCGAGGCAUUAGAGCCUCUGACAAGCUGCAAACGAUCCACUCACGGCAGUGGAGGAGUGCUAGGGCACUCAAGGGUACCAUGGACGACUUAGUGGCCGUCCUGGACCAUGGGGUCACUGAGACCUAGUUGGUCCAAUUGUUUUAUCGUGCCAUACCCGAGGCCCUGCGCGGGCAUUUCUUUGACAAG
Chara braunii is the source of this 1279-nucleotide messenger RNA. NCBI's taxonomy places the organism in Eukaryota, Viridiplantae, Streptophyta, Charophyceae, Charales, Characeae. The record is from the annotation of a GenBank genome assembly.